Messenger RNA from Batrachochytrium dendrobatidis JAM81, 1104 nucleotides. RefSeq lists its product as uncharacterized. Lineage: Eukaryota; Fungi; Chytridiomycota; Chytridiomycetes; Rhizophydiales. Gene Ontology annotation, molecular function: antiporter activity. The record is from RefSeq and is a predicted model, not a curated record. Gene Ontology annotation, cellular component: cis-Golgi network; endoplasmic reticulum-Golgi intermediate compartment; Golgi apparatus. The transcript has 5 exons. Gene Ontology annotation, biological process: UDP-glucose transmembrane transport. The coding region runs from base 1 to 1104 and encodes 367 amino acids.
AUGAACGACUUUGAGCUUGUAGAUAGUGGAGACCUAGACCUGGAGGAUGAGUAUCGCAACUCUACAUUUGAAAAGGCCAAUUCAACCUCUUUGCAGCCAAUGUUCUACAACGUCAUGUUUGCUGGGUUGUGGUUUGCCUUUUCUACAGCUCUAUCACUCUACAACAAGCAAUUGUUGGGACAUGAUCACUACAACUUUAAUUAUCCGCUAUUUGUUGUGUCGAUCCAUUCAUUCUGCCAAUUCGCGCUAUCAUCAACCUUGAUCUGCUCGUUUCCACAGCAAUUUCAACCUACAAAAACACCAUCCAUGCACGACUAUUUCAGUAGAGUGGUUCCAACAGCUGUAUGCACAGCUCUAGAUAUUUCGCUCAGCAAUGCAUCGUUGCAUUACAUUAGCUUGAGCUUUUAUACCAUGAUCAAAUCUAGCACUCCAGUUUGGGUUCUUGUGUUUGCAUUCAUGUUUGGUCUUGAAAAACCAAAUUGGCGAUUGGUUCUAGUUAUUCUAGUUAUCUGCUCUGGGGUUGUUUUUACUGUGGCAGGAGAGAUUCGGUUUUCUAUGAUUGGGUUUUUAUUGAUCUUGGGUGCAUCUGUUAUGUCAGGGUUACGAUGGUCGUUGACUCAAAUAUUGCUUCAAACAGCAGAUAUGGGUAUGAACAAUCCAGUCGUGACUCUCCGGUAUUUGGGUCCGAUUGGGGCUACACUUUUGGGAACUGCAUCUUGUUUUUCUGAACUUUUUGGAUCAGGCGGGAUUUUGCAAUCUGAGUUUUUCAUAAGCAUUGAAACUGGACUACAAACUGUUGCCAUUCUUCUUGUUGGUGCCAUACUUGCCUUUUGUAUGACACUGGCCGAGUACUAUCUAAUUCGUAAUACAUCUGUUGUCACACUUUCUGUAAUAGGUAUAUCAAAAGAAGUUUGUAUAAUUUCACUCUCAAUACUAGUGUUUGGGGACCUUAUUACACCAAUGGCGUUUUUGGGUAUUAUCAUUACCAUUGGUGGUAUUGCUGCAUUCCACCGACUAAAAACUCACGGCCAUACGUAUUUGCCUACAAACACAACUGAGCCUGUGACUGACAAUCACAGUUUGACAACACAGCGCUCUGACUAG